AUGGAGGGUAGCGCAAUUAUUGUGAAUGCCGACAAGAAUGAUGGUGUACCGAGGGCGAGGAAUCAAACGGUGGAGUCUAUCAGCGAGUCUCCGCAACAACACAACGUCAACUUACAACACGCUGUAUUUGAACCACAGCCUGACUUCGGUCAAGAUCGUGGCGUCUCUGGCGCAGAUCAUCGCACGGCAUGUACAACCAGGCUCGCUCUGUUCAAGGCCUUCUUGGACAGCAAACACAGCGCCAGCAUCAAAACAAGCAGCAGCCGCCGCCACCGCCACGACAGAAUCACCACCCCCAACAGACACAAGCUCAACAACUACAGCAGCGGCAGCGGCAGCAGCAGCAACGACAGCAACGACAGCAACCUGAGUCUAGACAACAAGCCCACCCCGAAAAUCAUGUCCAUGCUAAUCAACAUCACAUCAUGA
This is a messenger RNA of Colletotrichum karsti, 429 nucleotides long. RefSeq lists its product as uncharacterized. The coding region runs from base 1 to 429 and encodes 142 amino acids. NCBI's taxonomy places the organism in Eukaryota, Fungi, Ascomycota, Sordariomycetes, Glomerellales, Glomerellaceae. The record is from RefSeq and is a predicted model, not a curated record. The transcript has 2 exons.